Molecule: messenger RNA, 849 nt
Organism: Cooperia oncophora
Lineage: Eukaryota; Metazoa; Nematoda; Chromadorea; Rhabditida; Trichostrongylidae
Source: the annotation of a GenBank genome assembly
AUGACAAAGGCCAGUCAGGUUAUUUAUGAUCCCGGUGCACCGCUGCCCAAGGCUGACGAUUCAAACCAACUAGUAAUUCUCCCUGGCAAGAAGCGAAAAGUACACGAUGAUGGUCCUUUGCCGAAGAAAAAGAGUGCCACUGGUGGAAAGAAGGGUAAAAACUUCGCCAAAGAAAAGGAAAAGCAAAAGGUUACGAAGAAGAUGAAGAGACAGUUGGCUGCCGUCCAACAGCGAAAGGCAAACAAACUAACGCAAGAGGAGCUGUUCGCAAGUCUGGCAGAAUACCAAUUGGAUUCGAAAAAGCUGAGUCAGCUUGCUUCAUCUAGUCAUAUGCAGGACAAAAUGAAGAGUGCCCAUACCAGCAAUGAUGACGAUGUUGACAGUUUUCCAAGUCGAAUAAAGGUGUGCUCAUCGAAAGUAAAACUUCCUGCAACUAUUCAUCAAAAGGAACGUGUUCAAGAAAAUUAUUAUCCUACUGACGAUGAGGAUUCUGAUGGUAGCGAAGAUGAUGACAAUGAAGUUGUGGUUUGUGAUGAAACGCCGUCGUCAUCCUCCACCCAGUUAGCAACCUCUGGAAACAGAAGAUUAGUUUGCCAUCUGGCUCAGAAGAACCCGGCACAUGUUCGAAGGCCAAUAAUGAAGGUGCUCCGAUUCCCGCACAGUGCCCACACCAGCAAUGAUGACGAUGUUGACAGUUUUCCAAGUAGAAUAAAGGUGUGCUCAUCGAAAGUAAAACUUCCUGCAACUAUUCAUCAAAAGGAACGUGUUCAAGAAAAUUAUUAUCCUACUGACGAUGAGGAUUCUGAUGGUAGCGAAGAUGAUGACAAUGAAGUUGUGGUACGUUCUUGA